AUGACGUCAAACGCUGCUAUGGCAACCGUUGAUUGGUGCCCACAGCUCUCGGGGCUCAGCGCAGCCGCAGCUCCCCAGCGCGCGCCCUGCCCGCCCGCGCUAGAGGGCGAGCGGAGGAGCACGCUCCUCUCCCGCUACCAACUCCUCCCCACACCGCUUUCCUUUCAAGUUGUCUACUCGUGUCCCCAGCACUACUGGGAAACUUCUCAGCAAAAGACGGAAGGUGCCGAGAAAAAACAGCAGAUGGCUCGAGAAUACAGAGAGAAAAUUGAGACCGAGCUAAGAGAUAUCUGCAAUGAUGUACUGUCCCUUUUGGAAAAGUUCUUGAUUCCCAAUGCUUCACAAGCAGAGAGCAAAGUCUUCUAUUUGAAAAUGAAAGGAGAUUACUACCUCACUAUCUUUCUGCCUUACUGUCUGACCUUUCCAGGGCCCCAGGCAAUAGACACUGAAGGAUGGGACUUUGUCAAGGAACAUUUUCAUCAAUUUUUCCUGACCAAGAAGGAGUUGUUGCUCCUUUCCCUGGAGAAACAGCCACAGUUCCCACAACAGUUCCAUCUGAAUAAGAUGGACCUACCAGACCAGCCAAUGCAUGCUGUGCUGCACCAGCCCUGCUGUGGGGUACCUGAGCUGGGUAACUCCUCCAUCUUCUCAGAAACUUCCAAACUGAAUAAGUACAUUGUGACAUAUAGGGUUAUCAACUACCCACAUGCUAUGAAGCCAUCCACAGUGAGUGACAUAAUGUAUAAUGCAGCUUCCUUAUGGAGCACUGUGACUCCCCUGAUCUUCCAGCAAGUGCAGAGUGAAGAUGCAGACAUCAAGAUUUCUUUCUUGAACUGGGAUCAUGGAGAUGAUUUGCCCUUUGAUGGGCCAGAUGGUGUCUUAGCCCAUGCCUUUUUACCAAAUUCUGUAAAUCCAGGAGUUAUCCAUUUUGACAACAAUGAACAUUGGUCAUCUUCAAACACGGGUUAUAAUCUGUUCCUGGUUGCCACUCAUGAAAUAGGUCAUUCUCUAGGCCUGUACCACUCUGAGAAUCAAAACUCCAUAAUGUACCCCAUGUACCAGUAUCACAACCCUAGAACCUUCCAUCUUGGUGCUGAUGAUAUAAAGAAUCCAGCAAAUUUAUGGUCUGUUCCUGCUGGGGGUGGGCAAGGGCAGGAAAAUCCACUUGAAAUUGACUAUUUUCUUCUGUUUCCACAAGGAGAAAGAUAUUGGUCUGAAACAGCCUAA
Molecule: messenger RNA, 1227 nt
Organism: Otolemur garnettii (small-eared galago)
Lineage: Eukaryota; Metazoa; Chordata; Mammalia; Primates; Galagidae
Gene: MMP26
Product: matrix metallopeptidase 26
Exons: 7
Coding region: 1-1227 (408 amino acids)
Biological process (GO): collagen catabolic process; proteolysis; extracellular matrix organization
Cellular component (GO): extracellular matrix
Molecular function (GO): metalloendopeptidase activity; zinc ion binding
Source: RefSeq, a predicted model, not a curated record